Temnothorax curvispinosus is the source of this 623-nucleotide messenger RNA. RefSeq lists its product as uncharacterized. Bases 16 to 399 code for a protein of 127 amino acids. The record is from RefSeq and is a predicted model, not a curated record. Lineage: Eukaryota; Metazoa; Arthropoda; Insecta; Hymenoptera; Formicidae. The transcript is spliced from 3 exons.
GCCUGCGUUCAUAUAAUGGUGGCAGCCGGGAACGUGAGACCAUUGAAUCGCCGGCUGUCAGAAUCGUACGCUACUCCGACACCUCUACUCGCCGAAAAAAUGAGAUCCUGCACGCUUAUAUUUGUCGCUCUCGCGACCGUCCUGCUCUGCAUUGAAUAUGCCAAUGCACAAGAAAUAUGUCCCCAAGAGAACUGUGUUGUACCUGACAAGUGCGAGGAAUUGGUAAAAAGUGAUACUUCAUGCCAGCAACAGGGUACAUUGUGCUGCAGCGUAGUUAAAUCGGAAUUCAGAACUCAUUGCCGUCACCAUGGUGGAAUCUGCACGAACUCGUGUUCUCCGACCCUACAGCACGAAACGGAUGACUGUACAGACGGUCAAGUCUGUUGCGUUUUGGUUUAGAUAUAACUAAUAGAUAAAUAACUAAAACAUUAAUAAUUACCCAAUGUAUAAUCUCACCCUAGUUGCAACUAUUAAGUCCUAAUUUAAUUAUAACACAACAAAAUGUCAAAAGAAUAGUUUAGCGUUUAGCAUUUUUAAUUUUCUAAUACGUCUAAUAUCGAUUUCAAAAUAAUAUCUGUCUUAUAUGUCCCAAUACAACACUACAAUAUAUUAAAUGUAGUUUA